GUAGAGAAUGUUUCAGGUAAAAACUUUAUGGCGCUUGUUGGAAGAUUGACGUCUAGGUCUCGUGUGUGUUCUUCUUUUGUUCAGAAGUUCGGCAGGGUUCGAUGCUAUUGAACAGUUGCAAUUUUCUAUCCUAUCGUACAGAAUUUAUGUUUUAGGCUACAUUACAGUCUGAUAUAAUAAUGUUUAACCAAAGUACACUAGGAGCAUCUUCAAGUUUUGGAGCUACUAAUACUCCAUCAUCAGCUAACCCAAUGAAAGAUUUUGAGGUUACUUCACCGCCAGAUGAUUCUGUAUCUUCACUAGCUUUCAGCCCAGCCACAAUUCCACAAAACUUUCUUAUUGCUGGAAGCUGGGAUAACAAUGUCCGAUGUUGGGAAGUCGAACAGACUGGUAAAACUAUCCCCAAGUCCAUGCAGACAAUGCAGGGUCCAGUUCUGGAUGUUUGCUGGAGUGAUGAUGGAACCAAAGUGUUCAUGGCAUCUUGUGACAAGAUGGUGAAAUGCUGGGACCUGAACAGCAAUCAGACAAUGCAAGUGGCAGCACACGAUGCUCCUGUGAAAACGUGUCACUGGGUGAAAGGACCAACGUACUCCUGCUUGAUGACUGGCUCCUGGGAUAAAACUCUCAAAUUCUGGGACACUCGAAGUCCAAACCCAAUGUUGACAAUAAGUCUUCCAGAACGAGCUUACUGUGCAGAUGUUGACUACCCAAUGGCUGUAGUUGGGACUGCAGGUCGUGGACUGAUUGUUUAUCAGUUAGAAGGCAAACCACAAGAAUACAAACGCAUUGAAUCACCACUGAAAUACCAGCAUCGUUGCAUCGCCAUUUUUCGCGACAAAAAGAAGUCUCCCACGGGCUAUGCCUUGGGAAGUGUGGAGGGUCGUGUAGCAAUUCAAUAUGUAAAUCCACAAAAUCCCAAAGACAACUUUACUUUCAAGUGUCAUCGCUCAAAUGGAGCUCCUAAUGGCUAUCAAGAUAUUUAUGCAGUGAAUGAUAUAGCUUUUCACCCAGUUCAUGGAACACUGGCAACUGUUGGCUCAGAUGGGAGUUUCAGCUUCUGGGAUAAGGAUGCCCGUACAAAACUUAAACCAUCAGAGGCCAUGGAACAACCAAUUACUCGUUGCUGCUUUAAUAGUAAUGGACAGAUCUUUGCAUAUGCUGUCAGCUAUGAUUGGUCAAAGGGACAUGAAUUCUACAAUCCACUGAAAAAGAACUACAUUUUCUUACGAUCUUGCUAUGACGAAUUGAAGCCUCGCAGCUCUUCUUAAAUACAUUUUAUACAGAAGAUGUUGCAUAGCAAUAAGCCAAGAUGAAUUUUGGGAUAGAAGACAUAUGAAAGGAAGCUUUAGGGUACUGGUAUUUUCUAAGCAACCUUCUACACAAGAGCUUUAUGAAAAGGAAAAUAUAAUACUUGGCUUUGUGCAGUCACGGCUGAAUUGGAUGGAGAAACUGGAAAAGCUGCUGAUCAGGAACGGAUUGGGAUUGCUAGAGAUGGCAUUAUUAAGCAUUUUGUUUUUGUAACUGAAAAAUCUUCCCAUAGCCAUGUAAUUUAAUGAGCAUUUUUAUUAUUAUUUUACUUGCAAUGUAUGUUAAUAUCAUAGUCUGUAUUCAGUAUACAGGGCUUCCCAAAAAGGUAUACACAUAUUCAGUGAAUGAAAUAAAGACAUUUUAAUAAACUAAA
This is a messenger RNA of Zootermopsis nevadensis, 1681 nucleotides long. RefSeq names its product ribonucleic acid export 1 (gene Rae1). NCBI's taxonomy places the organism in Eukaryota, Metazoa, Arthropoda, Insecta, Blattodea, Termopsidae. The record is from RefSeq and is a predicted model, not a curated record. Gene Ontology annotation, molecular function: protein binding.